AUGUUGUUCUCAAGUUUAUUCAAAUCAGCUGUCGCUGCUACUUUAAUCGGUUCAUCCGUUGCUUCUCCAGCUCAACAUGCUCACAAUGAACAUAAACGUGGUGUUGUUGUUGUUACUCAUACUUCAACCGUCAUUGUUACCGCUGGUCAAAACCAAGUUGUUGGUGGUCAAUCAACCACUAGAACUUUCUCCACUGUUGACACUGGAUUAGCUGCUCCAUCAUCAUUAUCAACCACUAUCUCAAGGGAUGCUCCAGUUGCUGAUUUCUCAUCUCACACUUUCUCAUACUCUUCAGAUGCUACCACCACUUUAGCUUCUGCUUCAACCACUUCUACUAAAGAAGAAUCAUCAGUUGCUCCAUCAUCAACCUCAUCAACAUCAUCAGCUGCUUUACCAUCAUCAACCGGUGGUAACAACUUCUCAGAUGGUAAAGGUGUUACUUACUCCCCAUACACUGCUUCAGGUCAAUGUAAAUCAUCAGAUGAAGUUAAAAAAGAUGUUUCAGCUUUAAAAGGUUUUGAAAUUAUCAGAUUAUACGGUGUUGACUGUAACCAAGUUGAAAACGUUUUACAAGCUAAAGCUGAUGGUCAAAAAGUCUUCUUAGGUGUCUACUUUGUUGAUCAAAUCCAAGAUGGUGUUAACCAAAUUGCUGAUGCCAUUGAAAAAUACUCAUCAUGGGAUGAUGUCCACACUGUUUCUAUCGGUAAUGAAUUAGUUAACGGUGGUUUAGCUUCAGUUUCUCAAGUUGGUGAAUACGUUCAAGCUGGUAAAUCUGCUUUAAAAUCAAGAGGUUACACCGGUCCAGUUGUUUCAGUUGAUACUUUCAUUGCUACCAUUAACAACCCAGGUUUAUGUGAACACUCUGAUUACAUUGCUGUUAACGCUCAUGCUUACUUUGAUCAAAACACUGAAGCUCAAGAUGCUGGUGAAUGGGUCUUAUUACAAAUCCAAAGAGUCUGGACUGCUUGUGGUGCUGAUAAAUCUGUUUUCAUUACUGAAUCAGGUUGGCCAUCAAGAGGUGACACUUACGGUAAAGCUGUUGCCUCAAAAGAAGCUCAAAAAUCUGCUAUUGAAUCAAUUAAAUCCACCGUUGGUGAUUCAGUUAUCUUAUUCAAUGCUUACAAUGAUUUAUGGAAAGCUGAUGGUGCUCAAAACUGUGAAAAAUACUGGGGUAUCUUAUCAAACUAA
Molecule: messenger RNA, 1188 nt
Organism: Hansenula ciferrii
Lineage: Eukaryota; Fungi; Ascomycota; Saccharomycetes; Phaffomycetales; Wickerhamomycetaceae
Product: putative family 17 glucosidase SCW4
Exons: 1
Coding region: 1-1188 (395 amino acids)
Biological process (GO): carbohydrate metabolic process; cell wall organization
Cellular component (GO): extracellular region; fungal-type cell wall; cell surface
Molecular function (GO): 1,3-beta-glucanosyltransferase activity; glucan endo-1,3-beta-D-glucosidase activity
Source: RefSeq, a predicted model, not a curated record